Paramuricea clavata is the source of this 21400-nucleotide messenger RNA. Lineage: Eukaryota; Metazoa; Cnidaria; Anthozoa; Malacalcyonacea; Plexauridae. The record is from the annotation of a GenBank genome assembly.
AUGGCACAAUUAACAUUAUUGGUAUGCCUACUCUGUCUUACCCUUACAAAGGUAUUGGCUCAAGGUAAGUUUGAAUUCGAACAUAUAAUUACAUCUUAAUAAAACUAUACCAAUAAUUUUGACGUAAGAUCCCUUCUAAUUGCAUUGAGUAGUGUACUCCAAUUAAUUUUCAUAGUUAUUUGCGCUUUCGAACCUCAAAUAACGAGAGUGUAUAGCCUACAAAAUGGAUAACGUUAUAUAAUUUUAGAAGUUUGUAUUAUCAAGUUCAAUAUAUUAAAAUGUAUAGCUACUAAGUUUAGUGAAACUGUUGUAUUUUGGGCGAAUUUCUACUCCUAUUAAAACUAUAUAAACUUACAUCUUUUCAUUUAAAUUUGUUUUGAAAUAUAGGCUACCUUGUAUGCAGGCCGCCAUAUUUUUAAAAGAUUAAACUGAAUGGAACUUGUCGGAUCCAAGCAUGAAUGAGUCGAAUUGAAAGCAUAUUGUAAUCGCGACAAGAAUUUAAUAAAAUAAGCCCGAGACCAGUGCCUUUUAAAGGUAUUUUCAUUGCUGGGCGGUGUAACAAAUUUUGUUACGGCAGUAAAUAAAAGCUUGACCAAGGGGUGUGUGUGUUUAUAAACAUGUGAUAAUCCCUUUUCGUUGGGUACUCCGAGUAUCAACCCGGAAAAAUCUGAAAAUUCGGUGUCACAAGAAGGCCAUCACGUCGGGGAAAUUAGCCUUUCUCACGCCGCCAUUUUUGGGUGACAUUUCAGUCGAAGUCUGCGUGAUAAGUCCAAAUAACAACGACUUUUUAUAAUUUUUUGAAUGAAUAAUGGUAAAUUUGCUUUGUAGAGGUUAGCUUAUUUUGAAAAAUUAGUUUUAACAUGGUUUUAAUUGUCUGCAUUGGUUAACAAGAAUUAGAUGCCACUCAAAAAUGGCAGAUAUUCGUCAUCGUGAGAAAGGCUAAUUGAGAGCCAUGGUUUAGGCGAAUUUUUCAUGGUUCAAAUCCAUAUUACUUAAGGGGUAAGUCUGAUUCCUGAGGGAGGGCAAUUGGCCUGGUAUUUGUCUUUUGACAGGAAUUUUUACCUUUAAUGCAAUUACCCAGGGUGUACGUUCCAACUAAUUCACCCAUGGCCAAGAGGCUAUAACGAUACAUGUGCCCGACAGCCAAUGCCCAAAUGAUUAGUUUAUGAGGGAGGAAAACUGGUCGACCGAGAAAAAACAAAGCAUAGCGCAAGAGAAAACGGCAACCAAAGAAGCACAUAGAGUAACUAAAUGGAAGUAAAUAUCCUACACAUGACCAACAGCAUGUAGACUCAAUUCAGUGUCAGGCGAGUAACGGUCACACAUCGGUCGCUUGAACCUUGCUUCCCUAUGUUAUUGUGGUUGCAUUCACUACUUAUUCGUGACUGCAGAAUUACGUUUCCAUGCAUUUUCGUUUCCAGCCAGUAUGUAGUGUUUUCUUCUCUCCGAUUCAGUUGGCACUUCGUGAGGCCAGGGCACGGUUGAUGUCGAGUUAAAUGAGAACUAACUAAAAGUGAGUCAGGUUUAUUCACAUUCUAACCCUUAUCGGCCACGCGUCCAGCAUAAUAAAUUUAUGCAAUGAGCCAAUGACCUUUUUCGACUGAAUGGCAUGCCCCCCGGAAAAUUUAUGAAAUUUGAACCCCGGAACGCCGUUUCCUGCAUUCUGAGCAUCGAAUUCUGUUCUAACAUUUGACCCAGGAGUUGAAUUUUAUCGCGGCAAUAGCCGUAGAGGGAGAGCAAAAUGCCGUGGAUCAUUGCGGCAACGAUGGCAAUUUUUUGCCGUAUAGUGCAAUUUUUAUACUAUUCACUGUGCGUUACUAUUUUGGCACUUGAAUUACCUGAGUGCACAACACCAACACAGAAAAAACAAACAUCUUCAAUAUACAAAUCUGAUCAUUAUAAUGGUGCAUUUUAUUACCUGGACAAUUAUCAAUAUCUUUAAAAAUUCAAUUUAUGUUCAAUUUUGAUCAAAAUUCAACCGACGACUGCUUUCAAAAUGUUCAUUUAUAUUUAUUCCGCUCCUAAAUCAACUGACGUCACUUUCUAGAAUUUGUAAUGUAAAUUUUAAUUGGUUGAGGUGGCAGAAUUCAGUUUGGCGCUCGCGUGAGCAGACGUUUGUUUUUCGUCGUUUUGCGUAAGAAUAACAACGGCUGCGAGCAGGGAAAGCACGACUACAAGGUCACAGAAUCAAGGUCUUCCAUGUGGACAAAAACGAUUAUUGUAUAAAUAAUCCAAAUGCUUUAAGUUAUUGGUGAUCGUGCUACUAGCCUUAAACCUAUUGUUUAAAAUAUGCAAUAAGUUUAAAUUACAUGUAAUAUUAUGGUAUACUUUUGAAAUGAUAAUACGCAAGAAGCUGCUUUAAUUUAAUCAAGUCAAUGUCACUUUCUUAAUCUCAUUUUGUUUUAGCCAAUUGUAACUUUGACAAUGGAGAUACCUGUAGUUAUAAAAAUGGUGCUGGAGAGUUUAAUUGGAAGGUUAAUACAGGUUCUACACCCAGUAGUGGAACAGGACCAAGCUCUGACGUCAGCGGCAUAGGUAAACUGUUAAAUAAACUUUUAGGUUUUAAAGUGAACGAUAUAUGACUUGAGAUUUGGGUUACGAUUAGGUUUCUUUAGCAUUUGGUUUGGACAUUUACGAUAAAUCGCGAUUAGGUAUGAGUAUAAGAUCUUAACAAUAACUUAUUCUACUGUUCAUUAAACAUAAUAUAUUCGAUUGUGAUUGGUUGAUUUCAGUGAAGUUAAUCCCAAACAGCAGUGCAAUGUUCUGUAAUCACAGUGCAAUUUUCUGUGUUCACAGUGCAAUUUUUUGUAAUCACAGUGCAAUUUUCUGAAAUCGUAGUGCAAAAAUCUGUAACAAACUGAUCUGAUUGGUCGAAAAACAAUCUGAUGAUAAAAUCAACCUAUCAGAUUAAAGCAGUUUUAGUACAGGUAAUCAUGAGAUGGCGAAUACAAUUAGAGAUUAAUAUCGUACUCUUGAUUUCUGGAAAUUUGCUAAAUUGGACUCGCCCACGAACACCAUCGCAUGAUUACUUGUUCAUUAUUAGCAUAUGACAAAAUUGGAUACUUCCCCGUCAACAUCAUAUUCUCUCGCCAGAGCCCAGUGGCCAGUCCUGCCAGACUUUCAACCAAUGCAAAAUUUGGUACUUUUGUUCGUAUGUUCAUUUAGUUAUUUUGUUAAAACAAAAUUUGUUACUUUUGUUCGUAUUUUCAUCUAGUUCCUCAAGGACAAUUUCAUUUCACAUUUGUGUUCAAAAUACGUUUCCUUCAUUUUGUUUGUUUUGCGAAAAUCGUACUGCAAUACAAUUAAUAAAAUAAUUGUACUCCUCGGCAACCAAUCAACAUCCAGUAAUUUUGGCAUGCUAAUAAUAAUAGUAUAAACAGAUUGUUUCAAAACAAAACAAACAUGGCCGAGGUACAUAAGGUAAAAGCUGACUUCGGUUGGAAAAUAUGGCUUUGAUCUUUAUUUUUAAAUGAAACUGAUGCAUUUACCUUAAACAGGACUAACAAAAAUUAUAUAGUUGAGUGGAAUUCUCAAGCUGUUAGCGUUGUACAAUGUGAUAUAUAAACAACUGGGCCAAGAAAAAUUUGCCAGUGGCAUGUUCGCUAUAUUGACUAGCUCGUGAGUUUUUCAUGAAAGACAUCAAAUAGCACUCGUCCGUCGGACGCAUGGUAUAUCCAAAUUGCAUUCGAAACCAUGCUAUUACCUAUAGCCUACUAAUUAAACACUAAAAAUAACAUAGAUUGAUUAUUAAACUGUCGGCGUUUUGCUUGUACUACCUUAAAUAAAUAUAUAAGAAAAGUUAAACUUAGAGUAUAAAGGCUCCCCAUCCGCAAAUUGGGUUGGUCUUCUUAUUUUUACAGGUGCUUGGUGAAACCACUGAAGUGUAUUUGGUCUAUUGAAGCUUACUGUCUACACAGGACUUGUUAUAGUUUGCUAUAUAUUCAGAUUAGUAUAGAGGUGCACUGUAAAUAAAAGCAAAAAUACGUGAAUAUUUGAUAUCUUUGACGCUUGCAGACUCACGAAAUAACUAGAAAUACAUGCAUGCAACAACCCCUCACCUAUAUUUUCCAAACAUUGUUUCAACAUGAAGUAUUCGUAAUUACGCCAACACUGAGCGCAGGCUCGCGUUGCCACGUCAUGUUAGUCAUGGCAACACGAUAAUUGUUUUUUUUUAAUGUUUUGUACAAACCGGGAAAAAAGUAGAUGAAAUUUGAACACUUUUGAAUACAGAACUAUCAAUUUCUAGAAAGUAGGUAUAAUAUUUUGGUUUCUAUGGGCUUUAUUUUAAUGUAAAAUUCAAAACGAAACGUGAAUUGAAAUUAACUGCUUUUUGCCGAUAUUUAUAUAAAACUUCUCAACUCGAGCUUCAACUUAAUAUUACUCCCACUUUGAAAUGAAACAAAUUUAAUUCGUACAGGACGCUAAUGAAAACAAUUUGCUUUCCUUUUUAUCAUGAACUUCUAAAAAGUUAAUUUAACUGAGAAAUUUCGCAAACAAUGCGUAGGAAAGACUUCAACAUCAAGAACCGAGACAAAGUCUAUAUUAUUAAAUACAAAGUCAUACAUAAACAAUUAAAACAAACUUGCCCUAUACUUUAGGCUUUAUCAUACAAUAUCAAUUCUUAUCAUUGUUUACGUUUAAAAAUUGCAAAAAAGUUGUACGAACGAUUUUCCAAGCUUUCUCACAUGUAUUUUUUUAUAUUUUUUUCCUUCUUCAUUUCUGGCAAACUCUUCUGAGAUCAGUGAUGACCACCCACUCAACAUCGUUGGUGAGCGCCCGCGAUAAUUGAUGAACUUUAGAAUUCGCUAAUGCUUUCGUUUCCCCGGGUGUAAAUAGCCGGUGGGAAUUAGUACCCUCGCACGGCGCUUCGCGCCGUCGGCUCGGUGAUAACGGCUUAUUGACCGAGCGUGAGGUAUGUACUGUGAAGUAUCAGACCGAGCGAGGGUUCUUAGUAUGGACCGAGCGACGAAGGAGCGAAGUACACGCCAAAACACAGAGGUCUGAUAUUUCACAGUACAGACCCAACAAGCGAGGUCAAUAAUCGGUUUAUUAUAUGGCUGAACUGAGUCUGUGAGCAUUUGCUUUUCGCGCGAAUUAAAUCGGCUAUCGUCAGUUUCACUGGAUAACAAUAUACGAUAGCAUGCAUGCUCAAUCAAAAACAAUUUUGUUUUACAGGUAAAGCACAAUUGGAGAAUUAAAAAGCAAAUUUUUUUUCUGUUUGCAAGGCAAAAAUUUUCCGCCAGAUAAAUGGCAUUCGCGUCACUGGUCCAGAUACGGAAAAUACAGACCACAGUCUGGAAAUGGGUUUUUACGGACCGCUUGCCAACCAAUCAGAAUAGAGAUUUUCGAAAAGCUAUAUAAUAAGUACAGCUAAAGUUAUUCAAACGCAAAUCUUUUCGCGCCAAAGUUACAGUAAAUUUUGUUUCGUUAAAUGAAUGUAUUUUUCCCACUUUUUACAGGUUCUUAUCUGUACAUUGAAACUUCAAGUCCACAACUGUUAGGUGAUAAAGCCGCAAUCUUAACACCUUACUUGAACGGCCCACAAUGCAUGAAAUUUUCUUACCAUAUGUACGGUGGUGAUAUUGGAGUCCUGAACAUCUUUGCCAAUAACAAAAAGAUAUUUUUAAAAUCGGGAAAUCAAGGAAACCGAUGGGUGGAUGUGGAAACUCCAAUCUUGGAAGAUGGAAGAUAUAUGGUGAGAGAAGAAAGCAGUACUUCAGAUACACAGACGCUACGUAGACAAUAGCACCAUAUUUGCGUGAGGAAAAGACUACUCUAGCCCCUUACACUUGCACCCAACCCGAACGAUGGAUCCAACGCUGUUUUUGACAAAUAUUUCGUUUUCAUUUUGUUUUCAAGAACCGAAAGGAAGUCAUUUUCCUGUAACUGAUUACUCAAUUUUUUUGUGUAAAUAUUUAAGGUUAAGUUUGAAGGCGUUUGUGGUGAUGGUUACGAAGGUGAUAUUGCAAUCGAUGCUAUCAGCUUCACUCCAGGUGAUUGCUCAUCCGCAGGUAUUGUGUAGUGGUCUACCACCUUUUACCAUUUUUUAGUUAAUACAACCAAGUCAUUAUAAUACCAAUGAUGAUCACAUGCCCAGCUUGUGCUCCAGUGCACUUUCAUCUUCUAAUACCUUUUGACAGGAACUUACCUCGUUGCCCUUCUAUCCUUUCAAGGGCGAUAUAGUGACUUACUACAACAUCUCAUACGUCUUGACGAGAACGUGUUAUAUUCUACCUUUUCAUUCGAAGGUCUCUAUGCCAACUUACCCAAAUACGUCUAGAUGGCAAUGCACCACACUGUUCUUUUAUCUUCCCAACGACACUUUGCUGACUUAUAACGACAUCCAAUAGACAUUGUUACAUUGCCCAAUAGGUACAUGUACAGUAUUGUUGGAAGAAUGUUUCAAGUAUUUUUCUUUUAUUUUUCCAACGUUUCUACAAUGACUUGUUACGAUGUCCAAAUAGUUCUUGAUGGGAUGACGUGCUCAUUUCCCCUUUAUCUUCCUAAAGUUCUUUAACCAACUUAUUACGAUAUCCAAUACGUCUUGACAAGAAUGUCUCACAUCAUCUUACCUUUCAAUGUCCUUAUAUCAACCUACACAACGGACAACAUUUCUUGACAAGAGUGACCAAUUUUCCUUAAAUUUUCCAAGGUCUCUCUGACCAAGACGUUCAAUUUUUCUUGACAAAUCUUGACAGGAAUGCACUUUAUCCAUGUCCUUCUGUCUUUCCAAGAUAUGUAACACACGGACGUAUCACAACGUCAAAUAUUCCUUGAGGAGAAUGUGCCUCCUUGCUUUUUUGUCUUUCCAACGUGUAUAGAUCGAGUGGUUACGAAGUCCAAUACAUGGCAACGACAGUGUGACCUUUUAUCUUGCCAAGUUCUUUACACCGGCUUACCACCAUGUUCAAUACCUCUGGACAACAAUUGUUUUUAAACUCAUUUUAUUUACAAAAUAUACGGAAAACUUACGUGAAAUUUAACAUCAACAAAAAUUUACAAAAAUAUAAAGUUUCUUUCGUUUUGUACAUAUUCGGUGAGUCCGAGCCCUUGCAGUUCCUCGAACCAGUCUCUUUCUCGAUAAUAAUUAAUUUCUACUCUGGAACAUCCUCCCGCCCGAUGCAGGAAGUGCAUCAACUUUCAUUAACUAGCAAAUGUCAACAAACUAGCUAAUUAUUGUCCAAUGUUUACUUUAGUCCUGCUGCUAUGUCAGCAUCACAAGUUUCUAACACAUGUAGUCUUUGUACAGGACGACGGGUAUGGCGGCCUGAGGGCAAACGUAACGUUACAGAUCGGAUCAGACCAUCUCUUUCUUCAUGCGUUGCCUCAACACCGGCUUUCUGCCAUUGUCCUCUUGGAACUUUAUCUUAACUUACGAGUACUACAUCACCCACAUGCAUUUUUCGACCAAUAUCGAUCCAUUUUUUCAAAGUGGUUAACGACUUAAGAUAUUCCGCAUUCCAUCGAUUCCAAAAUCCAUUUACCAAACGUUGAUGAUAUUGUAAUCGUUUCUUUAAGGCGUUGGAAGUGUGCUCCGUAACCUUCGUAUCUUUGCUUGGAAAUGCCUGUAAAUUUCUCCCAAUGAGAAUCUGGGGUGGCGUAAGGGCCUUUAAGUCAUUUGGUUCAGCUCCAAUGUAAGUAAGAGGACCACUGUUAAUCUGAGUCUCGAUCUCCGUCAAAAUGGUGUCAUUUGCUCGGCGUCUAACAUUGCAUUUCCAAAGAUUUUUUUCAGCGGCAACUUAACACUUUUCUCGAGACGUUCAUAAAAUCCACCCCACCAAGGGGCUCUGGGUACUAUGAAUUUCCAUUGAAUCUUCUUCUCAGAUAAAGCUGUACGGGUUUCUUCGGAUUUCAGGAUUCGCCAACAACUCUGUAACUAUUUUUUAGCAUAUUUGAACGUUUUUGCAUUAUCUGACCAAAUAAUACUACACAUGCCUCUUCUCGCAACCAUACGUCGUAACUCCAGCAAAAACCGUUCAGUUGUCAUGCUGCUUACCAAUUCUAAGUGUACUGCACGAGUGUCAGCACAAGUAAAAAGGCAACUACAUACCUUUUCACCACGGUUCUUAAGAUACAAUGGUCCAGCAAAGUCCAAACCAACGUUUGUGAAUGGAGGUCCAGGUACAACUCGGUCAGCUGGAAGAGGUGCCAUUUGUUGAGAUACAGGCUUGGUGUAAAACUGACGACAGACUAUACAUCUCUUUACGAUUUUGCGGAUCGUAGCUCUUCCUUUUAUCAACCAAAGUCUUUGACGGACCACUGACAGUGUAUGAUCAACGCCAGCAUGCAUUUCACGACGGUGAAUAUCUUGAACAAAUAAUUCUACAGCAGGAUGAUCACUAGGUAAAAUAAUGGGACGUUUCUCCUCCUCGGGCAACUCAGCUUUAUGGAUUCGGCAACAACAUCUUUGAUCUCACAGUGGAUGGUGUGAUUAAUCCAACUGGAUAAAAAACUUUAGCAGCGCACAAAGCCACCUGUCUCUUUGUGUAUGUCUCAAUCUGUGGUUGACCAAUUUCAAUUAUAUAUGUCAAAGUAUCUUUGUUUGUGUCCCAUUUCAGACCAAGAGCUUUCGUAAUUGAACAAUUCUCUGGAAAACUUUGGUUAAGGUUGAUGAGACUGUUAGGUGCUCUAUCUUCUUCAGGUAUAACUUCUAAAAGCUCUCGAGAAUUACUUGAGCACUUGGUUAAGUUAAAUGCCGCCUGCGCCAUCAACUCCUUCGCACUCUCUCGCUUCAUUGACUUCGUCUCGACAAAAGACAAAAUCAUCAACACAUGUAUUCUUAAGAAUUUCAUCACACAUUUCAGGAUACAGUUCUUUAUUUCUCUGUACAUGCUCUUGGGUAGUACAUAUUUUCAAGCAUGGACUGGCAAUCACCCCAAAAGUCACUCUAGUCAUUCUGUAAACUUUGGGAGAUGCUUCAAGAUCAAGGUCUCGCCACAAAUACCGAUGAGAAUCUCGAUCUUGUUCUCUUAAACUGAUCUGCGAAAACAUUUUCUCAAUAUCACUUGUAACAGCAAUCUUCUUCUUUCGGAAACGCACAAGAAUACCACAUAGAUCUGGUUGUAAAGCUGGACCAGCGUCCAUACAACUGUUCAGUGACGUUCCUUCACUAUCCUUGGCAGACGCAUCAAAUACAACUCUAGUUUUAGUUUUCUGUCUGUCCUCCCGAAUAACAGCAUGAUGUGAGAGAUAAAAUACUGGUCGAUUAUCAACUGACUUGAUUUCAUUGGCUGGUACUUCUUCCGCAAUAUCAUCCUCCACAUAUUUGUUGAUGCUGUCUUGGUAAAUCUUCGCUUUCAAUGGGUCUUCAAGAAGCCUUUUCUCUAAACUAUACAGCCUUCUUUCUGCUUGAAUAUAGUUGCUCUUCAUUGUCACUUGGUUUUCUUUCCAAGGUAUGAAUACUUCAUAACGUCCUUCCUUAAAAGUCAACGAUUCCUUAAAAUUGUUCAAAACAGUUAUCUUCGGUUUUAUUUAACAAUGGCAUAUCAUCAGGCUUAAUUCCGAUAAAGUCUAAAUUCCAAAACGAUUGUAAAGUUCCAUUCAGUUGAUCAUUUGCAGAAACUUGAACGUUCAUUUAGACAGUAGACUCACUGCUAGCAGUACCUGUUGGCCCACACAAGACCCAACCCAAAGUGGUACGAACAGCAACCGGUUCAGAUAGAUCGGCUUUCACAAUGUCCCUUGUAACAAAUGAAUAGUAAAAAUCUAAACCAAUGAGAACAUCAAUUGGCUUUUAAUUUGCUCUCUUGGGAAAUUCUUCUGGAAAGUUUACAUCUUUCAGGUGUAUCCAAUUUGCUGGAUUGACCUCGACCGCAUCAGCUGGAUGACAUAUCUCUACAGUGGUGAGUGCUUCAAACUCUCGUGAACACCUGGUCCUGUCCACAGUUGCUAGUGUGCAGGGUAUUCUCUUUCGAAGACAUGCUUUAUCUUGCUUUCCACCAAAGCCAGACACAGAAAUUUUAACACUGGGUCCAUCGAGACCUAGCUCUUCUAAAACACUUUGUUUUAUAAAGUAGGUUUGUGAACCUGAAUCAAGAAAACAGCGAACAAUCUUUGAGUUCCCAUUAGAAACACACAAAACAGCUAGGACUGUUUGUAGAAUCACCUAUCCAAUAUCAUCAGUUCUAACUGAAUUGGCUGUUACAUUCUUUGAUGCAUCCUCUUGACUUGCAGACUGAUCUUCCGUGGCUCCAGUCUUGUCUGGAAGUGUACAUUUUCUAUUUGGGGGCGGCUGGUCUGUGUGGAGAAGGUGAUGGUGACGACCUCUACAAUGCUUGCACAAUGUCAUUCGACUACAGCUGACCACCUUCCAAAUACAGGAAACACAGACCUUUAGCACUCACUUUCCGGAAUCUCUCUUUCACCGACAAUGAAAGGAAGUUAAUGCAAGACCACACAUUGUGAUCCUCACCACAAACAACACACUCUUUUUCUUCAGUUUGAGUAGACGAACACAACGCUGAUGUUGAAGACCUUCUGAAUGAUGGAUUUUUGUGAAAUCCUACCUUCAAAGAAAUAUUCUUUGGAGGUUUGGAUUCUACAUUAGGAGCUUGUAUACUAGAUUCCUUUGCCCUUAUGACUUGCUCUAAGAAAGUAAAGAGUAUUUUUAUAGGCAAACAGUCCUCUUUCUUAUAUCCAAUUUCAAGCUCCCACUUUUCCACAAGUUUUUUUGGUAGCUUAUCAACAAUCAAGGGAACCAAUACUGGUGCCAAGGUUUCAGAGCUAUACUUCUCUCCCAUUGACUCAACCGAGCGAACAUGCCCGACUAUUUUAUCAUAAAACACUCUCAUAGAUGUUGCAUUUUCAUCACUCAAUCUGAGUAAAUGGAUCAAACCCAUCCUAUGGGCGUCCAAGAUCAACCUUGAAUGACCAAAUUUUUCCUUCAGAGUUGACAAAACAGAUUCAUAAUUCUCAGCCACUAUUGAAAAUCCUUUAACCGACUCAGCCAGCAUAAUGCACUCUAGUUUUUGUACAUCAGCUAAAGCACUAUUAUCCACAAUGGACACUUUAACAGACUGAUAUAGUAUGACUGCCAACACAAUAUAUCCCCAUCAAAUGUUGGUAAUUCAAUCUUUGGCAGUCUAACUUCAACUUUACAUGUGGACCCCAAACUUGACCCACACUCGACCCAUUGCUGUUCUCAGCAUGUGUAUUAACACUUAAAUACUUUGUCAUUCUAGCCAUAUAAUCCAUAACUCUCAUGUUAUGCUCAUUGUGUGCUGCACAUUCACUAUCAAUUUCACUGUCUAUAUAGAAAGCGAGGUUUGUACCUCUGUUAAAUCAUUCCAUUUACUUAAAAUAUUAUCUUUCAGUACCUGAACUCUAGCAUGACUAUUUUCCUCUGCAAGCGCUUCAUCAAUCAACUUUAAACUGUCCGUCACCGACUUCCUCAUAAAACGUCGCUUCUUUUUCACGCCUUCUGGCCCUUUCAACAUGCUUCCAACAAGCAAUAAACACUAUUUAUUAACGCCAAUUGUUAAAUACUGAACUUUUCUUCUAUCCGACACGAAGGAACUCAUUUUAUUUACAAAAAAUACGGAAAACUGACGUGAAAUUUAACAUAAACAAAAAUUUACAAUUUGUUCGUUUUGUACAUAUUCGGGGAGUCCGAGCCCCUGCAGUCCCUUUCUCGAUAAUAAUCAAUUUCUACUCUGGAACAACAAUGUACCACAUUACCCGCACAACUUUUCAGCAGCCUUUUAUUGAUUUAUUUACCACACUUUUAAGCCAGGCACCUGAAGUUUUCUUAUGCAAACUAUUUUCUACUCUCCUGUAGUGACAUGUAACUUUGAUCAAGGUGUUUUGUGUUCUUUCACAAAUGGUGCCAACGAUGAUUUUGACUGGAUAGUUCAUAGUGGAAGUACACUAAGUUCUAACACGGGACCUUCGCAAGAUGUUUCAGGGAAUGGUAAUAUACUGAUAGUUUCGAUUUAUUUAAAUUGCUGAAUUAAAUGUCAUAUUGUAUAAUCUUGAGAGUGUAUAGGUAGCGAUGAAUAAUAAUCUUGAGGUAUUGUAUGAUCAAAUAAUCUAAAAAUUAUAACAAGAACUUCCAGACGAGCGGCUUUCGCUCCAAAUUUCGACGUUCUUGUAUGUAUUCCAAGUACUUUGACCCUAAAAUCCCUCCACCAUAUCGAAAUAUCAUACCGAAAAUUAAAAGCCUCCAAGUUGAGAAUUAAAAACUUGACACAUACCUUCGUGAAUACGAUGUUUUAUUUUCGGAUUAACGCAAGUGUUCGUCGCUUUUCUUUCGAAUCACACACCGUUUGGAAUAUUAAUGACAACAUUUUUCAAAAGUUGCUUCAAAAUUUUGAAAAAGCCCCAGGUUUUACGUUUAAUUGAAUUAUUCAUGACUUAUUAUAAAUACUAUUUAUAUUUUGUCGGCCAUCUUGUUGUCAUUCGUGUUGUCCCGCGUGGUCUACGCGAAUAAUGUUCCACCCCAUGUUCCCCGGGGAACAUGGGGUAGAAAAUCGUCAAAAGGAACGCAGGCUCGCUAAGUGAUGACGUAAGGCGUGAUAUCGCGAUUAAUUUCAUGCCCACGUGCUACAAACUAAGCUUCCUGAUUGGACAAUUUGAAGUUGAGGUAUAAUAUUAGAAUGAGUGCAAUGCUCAUGAAUUGUAACUAUGAAAUUCCAAAGUUCUUCUUAAACUUUUUAUUAAACAUUUAAAGCGUUCCAUUUAUCUACUUUUGGUUUCAAAUUAAGUUCACUCCAAUUAUUCAUGGUGAAUUAUUCAUACUUUUACACUUAUAUAUACAGGGACGCCGGAACGAUAAAAAGCCAAAGGGGGCAGACACACACCAAAGGGCACCUCUAUAGAUCAAAAGUUCGAAAUUUACCUGAAAAAAAUUUUUUACAUGAAAUAUUUUUGGGCGACCUCCCCCCCCCCCCCACUCCGUCGUAAAAAAAUUUUCGGUCAGUCCGGACAUACCAAAAUUUUUGGUGAUGUAAAAAAAUUUUUCCGGCCAUCAGCAAUUUUCUCCAUUUAUCCAAAUAUCUUUUCUAAAAUCCAAAAAUUUUCUAAAAUUCUUGUAAACUAACCUCAUUCUUUUCGAAAUUCACACUUAUUUUUGUAAAUUAACUUUCUCUGCGCCUGUAAAUUACCUGAAUUUCAUGAUUUUGCCCGAAAAAGCAUUACUGGAAAUGUGAUUUAUCAGGUAGUAUUUUACAACUAAAAGGGCACUUCUGCCCCCCUUGCCCCCCUAGCAAAAGGCAAGAGGGGCAGCUGCCCCUCCUGCCUCAGUUCCGGCGUUCCUGCUUAUAUACUAUAUAACAAAACACUUAUUUACUGAGACCUCAGGAAAGCAGUGUGUUUCCCUCGGUCUGAGUAAAUAAGUGUUAAUUAUGUUUCCGUUGACUUGCAGGCAAGUAUGUCUAUAUUGAGACAUCAAGUCCCAGAGCACAAGGUGAGAAAGCCUCUCUCGUCAGUCCCCAAGUCAGCGGCACUCAAUGCUUGAAAUUCUCUUACCACAUGUACGGCGCUAACAUGGGAUCGCUUAUCGUCUAUCAAAAUAUGGGUAAUCAAAUGCUGGAACUGUUCAAGAAAUCUGGUGAUCAAGGCGACCAAUGGAAAAAAGCUGAAGUACAAAUAAGCAAUGGAAACAGUUAUUCUGUAAGUAUAUAGAACAUUGUCCUCCGAUAAGGGUUGAUAAGUAUAUCAAUCUCGUAUGAUCUCACUUUAAAGACCACCCGAAUAUUGCAGCAGAGUGAGAUUAGAGCCAAGAAGAAAGGUACAAUCAGUAGCCCUGGUGAUGCAAUUACAUUUCUCUGCAGUGAAAAUGUGAUAGAACUUGCCCCUCAAGACUCAAUUUUUAUAAUCUGUCUUGAGUUAUUUAUGUGUCAUAAUGAUAUGAGACUCCAGCACUUUUUCACUGUACGGGAAGUUUUCUGUAGAGAAAACGAUAUCAGACGAUUGACAUUAUGAAAAUUAUUUCUUGAGCAAUCGUGGAACGGAGUUCCGCUGCUGCAAUUUAUUAUGGUACGGGUUUUGGGGAAAUACGAAAGGGCUUUAUAUAUUACAUCAUUAGUAUGGUCAGUGUUGUGAUGUUGUUGAAAAUAGGGUUUUCUGUUCGAACGAGCUAUAUGUGGCAAACAGAACAUUCAAAACAUCGGUUCUAAUCUCGCAUUUUGCAUUAUACUGAUAGUAUUUCAAACGGUGUUUCAUUUUAAUGUGUUUUUCAAAGGUUGUAUUUAGUGGAGUAAGAGGAAGUAGUUAUUGCGGUGACAUUGCAUUGGAUGAGAUUUCAAUCACAUCCGGUCAAUGUUCAGUAUCAUCAGUAUCAUGUGGGCAGAAAGGACGUGGUCUAAGUGACUUCUCCAGAAUUGUCGGUGGUCAGAAAGCCCAACCAGGUGAAUGGCCAUGGCAAGUAGCACUUAUGCGAGGAACAUUUCAAUUCUGUGGUGGAUCACUAGUUUCAAAUCAAUACGUCAUUACUGCUGCUCACUGCAUCGAUUCAACGGACUGGGACAGCGUCACGGUAAGUAAAGCUCACGUAAUCGUACCUGACCAAGCCCACUGGAACCCUGUUUUAAUAUUCUCUGAUCGUAUCCUGCAUGACAGAUUGUGUUCCUUUCUUCCUUGUCCUUCAGAUGUCCCUCAAUAGACCACCUGCAAAGAUUCAAGUCGGGUGCCCUCUCUUGCUGUUGCUACACACUAUAGAUGUCCUGGACACUUUUAUUUCCUGUCUUUAAGCUAAGACUUAUCUUCAAAUAAUUUUUCUCAAAUUCUCCAUUGUUUGCCAUAAUGGGUCAACUGUAUUACAGUCACUAACUGAAUCUUCGUAUCUUCCCAAUUAGAAUAAAAUUAGUGUGGUGUAUAUGCAUUCUUAUUUUUCCAUUCUCAGUCACACUAUGUUCUGACUAAUUUCCCAUUUUCAAUCAGAUCAGAGUAGGUGAACAUGAUCUGGGCGUGUAUGAUGGACAUGAACAAGAUAUCAGUAUUGCAAGAUAUGGCAUUACAGUUCAUCCUCAGUAUCGCAGUGACGGGGAAGAUUAUGACAUUGCAGUCGUCAGACUUUCCAGAAGUGUUCAGUUUACACAAAGGAUAAAGCCCGUCUGUAUAAACAGCGGCAUUGAUUUCACUGGUAAAGUAACGUUAUUUUUAGAGCAAUAGAAAGCCUGAAAGGUGCGGUAUUGUCAUAAUCAACAUCAUGUUUAUCGUUAUUAACAGUCCAGGGCUGGUUGUGCAAUGGACGGGCAUGCACCCUAAUGACCGAUAUUUUUUCAAGCUUUCUAAAAUUGUCCGUUGAAUAUACCCUAAUUAAUAAAACGUCAGUAUAUAAAAAUUAACGUUUUUUUAUAUAAGUUAUGAAGUCAUGAUCAGCAUACGUAGUCAAAAUACGCCAUAAUCUUUUCAAUCAUUUUUGUAAAGACAAAAUAUCACUAUCCAGGCAGGCCCUGAAAACUAGGUUGUACAAGGGAUUUUUGCAAUUGAGUUCGAAUUUUCUACUUGUAAAACGCCUAUUCGCAAGAAAGCAAUAUAAAAUUAACCAAUUAACAUACAUUAUCACACUGCCUCGUCCCCAGGCGCUAAUUAAAAAUUUCAUGCGAGUCACUAUAUGAAGGUUGACAUAAAGUAGUGCAUCACAUUAUAGGCGCGCAAAGGGGAGUGGGAUACGAGCGUUCUGUUUAGCGCCUGGCCGAUCUUGCAUAAUAGCUGUCGAACAUACAAGUAAACAACAGAUCUAAAUAUAAAUCCCUUCAUGUAUAUCACCAGAAAGAAAUAAAGCUAUCCUUACCUGAAUUAUUCAAAAUACUGUCGAUCGUUUGCAUCGUGAAAAUCAAACAUAGCGCAUGUAAAUAAGCUCGUAACUGAAAUCCUGAGACGAGUCUUGCAAAUGCAAUACAACAUAUAGUUUCAUCGCUCCCUUGUUUAAAAAACGUCCUGUAGUUGUAUAUAUUUUAAAUAAAUUGCUCAUUGUGAUAAAAAUGCAUUGUCAUUUUUCCAUACCUUGACAGUUGUAAAUUUAUUAUAUAAACCGGCUUCUACAGCCUCGUUGAACUCUUCAAGUGUUGACAUCUCGGAAUCAUUUAAAGCGUUAAAUGAUAUCAAAUAUCAUCUGACUGUAAUCACAUUUUUAAUUGAACAAUUUGAAAUGUUGUUUCCUCAAAAAAAUGGCGAAAAAAGCCCCCAAAACUGUCGAAAAACCACGAUUUGCAAGAAACAGACGAAUUUUGCAAGAAACGGCACAAGAUCUCCCUGCGCUCCUCAAUUUUGGACGCCUCAAGACCAUAACUCCCUGCGCUUGUUCGUCGCGAUGCACUACUUCAUGUAAACCUUUCAUAUAGUGACUCGCAUGAAUUUUUUUAUUAGCGCCUGGGGACGAGGCAGCAUUAUCACAUAAGAAAUGACCAUUUAUCGUAAUGCAUUUCAUGGUAACCCCCUAAGCAUUGAGCUCAUAACGUCCGGCACGCUACAUCACAAACAGCGUUCAUAUAUACAUACAGAUCAAAUAUCGACAAAAUGGUAUUUCUAUACAGGUCAACGUUGUUACAUCUCUGGAUGGGGUAGAUUGAGCAGUGGGGGAUCAUCGCCAAAUGUCUUACAGGAAGCUCAAGUUCCCAUUGUAACUCCACAAGAAUGCAAAAACUCAUACGGCAGCAGCAUUACUGAUAGAAUGCUGUGCGCUGGACAUUCUCAAGGUGGUACUGACACUUGCCAAGGUGACAGCGGAGGUAAGACUCAAGAAUAGGCAUGACUUGCUCGUCGCAGUCAAAACGGCAUGCCAUUAACCACUAGGCUAAUCUUUAUAUCAUUUAAUUCAGCAAUAACCAGACCGACUAAAACAACAGGAAAUAAUUACUUGGGAAUAAAUAACAGUGGCUGUACGUAGCAUUUUCCCCAUAUGGCACCUACUGGGUGAAAACUUAAAAAAGAACUUUAAAAUAUGUAACAAGAUUUUGAACCUGCAAUAGCACAGUUGCCAUUAAUCAUUUAAAAGAACCCGCUUAAUUAAACCAACCCACAAAUAAAUUUUAUCUUAACCUGUUUUCCUUUCGCAGGUCCACUUGUUUGUGAACAUAGUGAUGGUUCAUGGCAUCUUAGUGGUGUGACGAGCUGGGGUCGUGGAUGUGCAAGUGCCGGGUACUAUGGAGUUUAUGCUCAUGUUGCCAACCUUUACCCUUGGGUGAAGCAAGUUACAGGACUUUAAAUUUAAUAUACCACCAGUAGUUUGAUAGCGAUACAUAACUACCUCAAUGAUUGUGAAAAUACAAAUGCAUUGAAUAAAAUGAUUAAGGCAAAAUAUCAUAUUGUUUUACUAUUUUUGGGCGCCCUUAAUUUCCUCUUUUCAAUACAGCCAUUAUUACCGUUACUAGAAAUACAUGCAUGCACCAACCCCUCGCUCUUUCUUAACAGAGGAACUCCUUUUCCAAAAUAUUGUUUCAACAUAAAGUAUAUCAUUAUUGGAAACAUCAAUUGGUAACAUGAAAAUUAUAUUUCUAAGCGUACAAAUGGCAAAAUUACUCAAAUAUGAUUGGCUAAUGAGGAGGGCAUUUUUUCUUAAUUCAGGGCAAAAUUACUUGUACCUGAUUGGCUGAGAUGCAAGCGCGGGACGUUUCUUGUUUUAAAUAGCCAUAAAAACAAUGGCUUCUCGCUUUGUCGUCGCGGAUAAUGAUGUUAUUGAAGAAUUAAAACUUCUAGUGAAAACUUGAACACUACAAAAGUACAAAUUUAUUGGUUGGAAUGCUUAAGAAAUAGGCAGGUAGGGCGAAAAGGCGAAGACAUGGAGACAUACCAGGUUCAAGAAUUUGACAGUUCACAAUUAACUUACAAAUAAUUUUGCACUUUAUGAUUAACAAGUAAUCGCAUAGUUCCUCGCAGGGGCGGAUCUAGGGGUAGUCAGAUUAGUCACGCGACUAACGUAAAAAAAAACAUAUAAAAAAAUUUGGACUAAGGUUUUUGAUUUUUUUCCCAGCGCUAAUACUUCUCUUCAUUUCUGAUCACGCAAUCAAAACUCUAUCAUACUCCAGCAUAUAAACUUCGAUCAGUUUUUGCACAUUGAGCCAGCGAUUGAUUAGUCAAACGAUAAGUCAAAUAAGCGGUAUUCAAAUGAAAAUUGACUAUUCUGCGUUUUAGAGCGUUUUAGUUCAUAUUAUUUGAUUGGUCAAAUUUGCUCAGAUUACACAUUACAGGCAUGUUGAUUGGUCAGACCUAUUUUGACUAACGAUUGCGAAAUUUUGACUAUUUUGACUAAUUCUGCAAAUAGAUAGCAGCUUCUGAUUGGACAAUUUGCGCAAAAGAGUUAAAGAACAUCUCCUCUGAUUGGCCUUCUAUUCUAAUCUUCAAUUUGGAAGCAUUGUGCACUUGGUAGCUUGUUGCAGUUCUGUACAAUUUUACAAGAAAAUUAUUUCGUUUGUAUAAUUUUAUUUACUAUUAUCGAAAUGAACGACGUAGAUUUCGAAAAGGUUAGAUCGUUAUUUGAAAGUGACGAUAAGGAAUGCUUACUGGUGUUCUGUAGAGAAUAUAUUUUCAAGCAGAUAAAUUCGAUGGAUGCAAGAAAAUUGUCUUGGCCGAAACUAUCUAGCUGAGAUGUGUUGAUUUCUCGAAUUCUCGUCGUCUAUUUCAGGAGAUUAUAAAGAGGUGUAUGGCAAUAAGGUAAAGUGGAUUGAAUUUUGAACAAUAAAUCGUUGAAUUGAACGUACGAUUUGCAUAAUUAUGCAAGUUUAUAGGUCCAAAGUUUUAUAUACUGCAUACAUAUUCAUUAUGUGUAUAAAAUUAAAACACCUCAAGUGGCAGAAAUUUGAUCUCAAAUAUUUGAUCAUGUUGGAUAAAAAAUAUUUAUUGUGUACAUGCUUUAUAGAGUAUUAUUUGACUGAUAAUAGCUCUGCAAAUGUACUUUAUAAAGAUAAUAAUAAUAUAAUCUUUGGUUAUAUUUUUAGAUCUAAUAUAUGCAACUGGCAAUUGCUUGUAUAGCUCUGUUUCCUAAGCAUUGACAGGUACCAAUGACCUAAUUUGACCUUGAUAGUUUAAAUGUUUACAGUGCAAGUGUGAAAUGUCUAUUUCGGCACUUUUUAUACAGUAGAACACUAAAAGGCUAUAUGCGAAGCACUAUGGUUGAAGACUACUUAAAUUAAAUGACUUGGCUUGGUCAUGAUGCAAGUUCAUCAGGAAAUUAUUCCUAACAUAGUACUGUAGGAAACAUUAUUGAUAAAUUUUCUAGAACAUGUGGUUAAAGUUAAAUAUCUCAGCUUGCAAAAAGACCACUCUCAAUAGCAAUUAAUAACCUCACUCUUGUACACAACACUGACAGAAAAAACUUCCUGGGGUUUGGUUCUUCAUCAUCAACCAAACUUAGCCUUUCAAGAUCACCACCUUCCCAAAUCCCCCCCCCCCCAAACAUUAUUCAGGCUUUGUAGACAAAAGCUGAUGCCAAAUAUCGGGUCUGAUCUCAUUGGCUUGAGACAGGUCCAUUGCAUCUUGAACCAGUUAAAUUUUUCAACAGACCAGGGCUUGAAAUAACAACUGAUCACCAAUCAAUAAUAGUCAGGAAACUGCUUAUGAUCGGCGGAAAAGCAUGGUUUGCAACCUGAAAAAGCAGGGAAAGUCAUGACUGCCGAUCACCAUGAUCGGGAACUUUGGGAACAUUAUUUCAGGCCCUGACAGACAAACUCCAUGUUGAUAGUAUGUGACUGUCUAGUGAGUGUAUAAUACAGUAUGUAUAAGCGUAGUAUAGGAAUAAUACAAUACUGUGUUAAAAACCUUGCCAAUUUAAUAUUUCAGAUAACUAGAUAAGUAAAGUAAUAGUCAUUUGUAAUGAAAUAUUUUGUAUUUGAAUCGACUGUGAUUAAAAUAUGUUUAAAAUGCCAGGUAAAAUAAACUUGUUUUCAAUAAAAGUUGGCUUCCACUGAAGCUACAGCUUUGAGGCACCAUUUCACUUGUGAUAUUAUACAUUUUCAUAGCUGGACAGAUAUAUAACAAGAUGAUGAAUUUAAUUAGAUUAGACAUAGCUAGGUUAGUAAUAGGACUGGGGAAGGGGCUAAAGGGAAAAACCAGGCAAUUUCACAUCCAUGAAAUGUCCCGUAUUGUCAUCCAUUUUUAACCAAGCUCCUUUUGCUGCGGUGAAAGGUGCGAGUUGGGUUUAUGGCACCUUAAAACCAGAUUGCUCAUUUUAGGUGGUAUUCAUUGUUCAUUUUAUUGUCACCCAUUUCUAAGUUCUAGCCAAACUCCUUUUGCUCUUGCAAAAGGUGUGAAGGCAAGCAAUCUGGUUUUAAGGAGCCAGAAACCUGUGGUUGUGUUCAGCUUUUUCAAGAAGCUGUCCUUGUUGGAUCACGGUUUACUAUUUUUGGUAAACGUGUUUCCUAUAGGCAUGCUGAUGAACCAAGGUAUACACUGUAGGGCGAAACAGUCUAUAUAUUAAUAUAUUAUAUGCUGAACAUUGGCAGAUACGAAAAUUAUGUCAUUUACGCAUUUGUAGUUUGAUAAAACAAAAUAUCUAUACUUCCACAAAAAUUGGACUAUCAUCCUGACAUCAAAUGACGUCAUGUCAAAUGACGUCAUCACGUUUUGCGUCAUCGAUGACGUCAUAAAAUUUUGACUAACGUGCGAAAAAUCCUAGAUCCGCCCCUGGUUCCUCGUAAAAUUAAGGUUAAAUUCCAAUUAUGUUUUCAAAGUUUCACAAUUUGUGAAACUUUGGAAAAAACCGUGAAAUUAAACCUUAAUUUUACUCGGCCGCAUCAGAUUACCUAUACUAAUUUUGUAAACUACAAAAUUCAUAAAUUCAACAAAGAGGAAGAAGAAUUAAAAUUUUUAACGGCAGAAUCAUUGAUUUUCAAAUUCUAGUAGGUACUGUGAUGCCAUUAUUUGUCGUCCAAUAUAGAAUUCCUUUCAAUUUAAAAUUAAUCUGUUUUAUUUCAUGUCACCAACAUGUAUAGUUUUCUCGACAAUACAGUAAAAAUAUUUCUGCUUUAGGCUCUAGUUUUUAUGUGAAUUAGACAUUGGUCAAGCCACAUUUGUUGUUUCUAAUAAAUAGCCAAGCGGAAUUAGUACCCAGUACCCUCGUUUCAGAUUUAUCAAAAAUAACAAAAAUAAUAAAUUAAACUCGCCUAUUGCAUUGCUUCUGCAUUUUUUAUACACUGAUUCUUUGCAGAACAUUCGAGAAGAUGUCCGCAAUAUUAUUCUACGUAAACAUCGUGAAGUGAAUUCAACGCAAUAGUUUCCAAAAUAUAUCCGCGCAAGUAAACAAAUUUCAACCCAAACAAUAUAUUCCCAUGUGCAAGUGUUAGAAUGUGUCAAUGUAUUGAUUUAAUUAAGUUUAGUUUAGUUUUUGAGCCAAAUCCAUUGACGUAAUAGUCAGAGUAAACUUUGGACAGGAAGGACGUUUACUACUGUACAGUUAAUAAAUAAUAGUGCAUGAUAUAGACUGUGUUGAGAACACAUGUUAGAGAGUUGUUACGCUCUUGCAGAG